UGUUACUUGUCUGCGCGGUAUCAUGACUCAUAACGCUGGUCAGCCGAUGGCUAAUCGCCAAUGUUACAACUGUGGACAGCUUGGGCACCUUUCUCGUUUUUGCCCUCUUCCUUAUCGUCGGUUUACCUUUUCUUCUCCUGCUGCUGCUCCCACCAAUCCUAGUACGACUUUAGUCACGGUUCCUAGCACUCCAGCCGUCAACGUCCCUGUAGCAGGUGGCUCUGGCGGAUAUGGAGGAGGAUUGAGACCUCGUGUGGAGUCGCUGGAGGCUUCGCUCGCAGGCAUCAAGGCUCAUCAAGAUGCGGAGAUUGCCAAGGAACGCGCUAAGAAGGAAGAAGAAGAACAUUUGAAGAAAGAGAAGGAAGAAGAGGAACGGAGACUCCAAGAGAAGAAAGCACGGGAAAACUUUCAGGAUGAAAUGAGGAGUGAGAUCGGUACGAAGUUAGACUCGGUGCGUGAGCUGCUAGAGAGUAAGAAAGGAAACAAUGGAGAUGAAGUCGCUAAGCUGCGUGUCGAGAUUGAAGGGUUGCGCGCCAUGUUACGUACUGGUCAAGUGGCGUCAACCUCCGAAAGCACCUUUGACAGGUAUAAACGAGAACUUGAGGACGACAAGGCCAGAUCCGAUCGACGACUCGCAACUAUGGAGGAAGAGAUUGCUAGGUUAAGAACACUUAACGAAGAGGUGAAUGCUGCUGCUGAUGUGUGGAAAAACGAAGCGCUUCGGCCGGGAAACAAACGAGGCAGCGUGGUCGUUACCGCUACUCCGGUGCCUGGAACCAGGACUCGGGCUCACAUGGAGACAGUGGUUUCACCAGCGGUGCACGAUCUUAAGCUCAAAGAGAAAGUGGAACAUCAGGAACAUGAGAUAGAACUCUUGAAGGAAUGGAGAUUGCGUGAACUGAACAGACGGGGUCAGGCGGAACAAGAGGUUGACCGUCUGAAAGAGAAGAUGGCGAGGCUUGUAGUUGAAAGGUCUACUCCUAUGGCGUCUAACCUGAAGGCGCGAUUAGACAAGGCGGCCACAACCACGGAGAAAGAAGGGGGACAAGGUGUCGCUGAUGAGAGCCAGACAGAUUCUGGAUGAAUUUCAGGGCAGUUACGACAGUAAUUUGAUUUUGGAACAAACUAGCAUAGGUGAC
This is a messenger RNA of Chara braunii, 1139 nucleotides long. Lineage: Eukaryota; Viridiplantae; Streptophyta; Charophyceae; Charales; Characeae. The record is from the annotation of a GenBank genome assembly.